AUGCAGACACAAGAAAUAGUAGAAGACUCUAUAAAAGCAGCUAAGACGCCGUUAAAGGCCACGGGAAAUCCAUCAAAAACAUCAUUUAGAACAUCAUCUACAGUUUCUUCAUGUUCAAAUACUCCCAGAAGGUUAACAACGCCAGCACGUCGUUCAGCAACCCGCGUUCCCUUUCAAAAUAUGUCUUUAAAUGAAGAACCUGAAAGAGGCGGAUGUGAUGCACAGAAACGAUUGUUAUCAACGCCAGCUCUUAGAAUUGCACGGCCUUUAAGGCACCGAACAACUCGAAGUUCAGGAACGAGUGAAACAAAAAAUCCUAAGAAUAAUGGAAAUUUAGAUGUUUUAUGUGAGAAAAGGAAGCAAGAAAAGCGCGAAAAACAAAAUAAGAUAGUUUCUGUUACAUCUUCUCCAUCGAAAAAUCAAACAACAUUGCGUUUAAAAAGAUCAUCAAUGAUAACGAGUGCAGGACACUCAACAGAAGAAAAAGUGUCUUUUCAGAUAAAUUCAAACAAAGAAAAAGGUAAAGAAGAUUUAAACGAUGGGAGAGAAAAUUAUUUGAAAACAAAAAGCUGUAUAAAUCCACAGACAAAAACACAACUGAAAACAUACUUGCCUCAAACAAAUUUACAAAAGAAAUCAGUUAACAAAGGAAAAAAAGAAAUAGAUAAUAAGACAAGCAACAUGAAAGAAGGAUUUUCUAUGCCUGUUAAACCGAAAAAACAAACUUCAAAUGAUAUGAAACUAGAAGAUUUUCUAUGUAGUAAUAAAAAAACAAAUAUUAUAAAUGAAUCAUCCUUUAAAUAUCAGGAAACUUAUUCUUUAGAUAAUUCGGAUCCACAUGCUUUACAUACUCCUGAAUCAUAUAAGAAUACAUAUCAUGUCGAUGACAAAACAUAUAUCUAUCAACCUAUGGUUCUAACAGCGAAAUUAAGCAAUAUGAGAAUCACAACUCCAAGUCAUUGUCGUGAUAUACUUGUUCCGAUUACAAGUCACUAUUCAUCAAGUGAUUCAGAAUCGGAAUAUGAACUUAUGGAUAAAGAUGCAAACAAACUUUUUCAAAGUAUACCAAAUUCAUCAUUGAAUUCGUCAGCACUUAUUAAGGAGUCAAAGCCGCUAGGACAUGUUAUUGCAUAUUUAGAUAUUAAGGCAAUGGAUAAUAAUGAUGCUAGUCUAAGUUUUAAAUGUAUUCUAACUGAGCUUGGUGCAAUGAUUAAAGAAAAAUGGAAUUGGAGUGUUCCUUCGGCUGACAUGUUAAUAAGGAUGGAUGAUGCAUAUGGCUUUCAAAGCAUUGGUAUUACACACGUGAUAUGGCGAUCUGGAAGCACCAAAAUUCUUGAAAAAGUUAAAGCAGCAAACGAUUACUUAGAAAAAAUUAACGAGCCUCGAAAAAUACAUUGUGUAGGAAUAAAUUGGAUCAUGAAAUGCGAAGAAGAAGAUAGACAUGUUGAUGAAACAAAUUAUCUAAUAAACUUGGAUUUAGAUACAUUUUCAUAUAAUAAAAGAAGGUCCAUGGAGCCUAGGGCAUUAACACCUACAUUGUCCAAUUCGAUUAUGUCGCCAUCUGAAAAGAAGCCUUCUAUUCCUAAAACUGCACUACCCAAACCAUUUACAGAACUUGAACGAUGCAGUUUAAUUGCUGCAAAAAAGAAAAUUGAUUUUCAUAAACCAAUUGUAUCUAGUCCUCUUGCAAGGAAAUGCUGGACUAUUUCUUCCGAAUAA
Messenger RNA from Pneumocystis murina B123, 1719 nucleotides. RefSeq lists its product as hypothetical. The record is from RefSeq and is a predicted model, not a curated record. Bases 1 to 1719 code for a protein of 572 amino acids. NCBI's taxonomy places the organism in Eukaryota, Fungi, Ascomycota, Pneumocystomycetes, Pneumocystales, Pneumocystaceae. The transcript has 4 exons.